This is a messenger RNA of Hylaeus anthracinus, 2540 nucleotides long. Its product is annotated as retinal homeobox protein Rx1. Gene Ontology annotation, biological process: regulation of transcription by RNA polymerase II. Lineage: Eukaryota; Metazoa; Arthropoda; Insecta; Hymenoptera; Colletidae. The transcript is spliced from 4 exons. Bases 536 to 1327 code for a protein of 263 amino acids. The record is from RefSeq and is a predicted model, not a curated record. Gene Ontology annotation, molecular function: RNA polymerase II transcription regulatory region sequence-specific DNA binding; DNA-binding transcription factor activity, RNA polymerase II-specific.
CUCUGUUAAGCGUUGCUUAACACUUUGCCGAAAUGUUUGAUUUUAUUCGGAGAAUGUGAAUGUUGAGAAAACGGUCGGGUUUUGCGAAACGAUCGAACGCAACGGUAAAGGAGCGAAUUGGUUAGGAGAAAAUAAUAUUUAGGUAACGCGAGGUGUAAAGCGAAGGAAAGAUGUUGAAAAAAAAGAAGAAAAAAAAAAAAGAAAACCGAAAAUUAAGUACCAUCCCUCUCUCGAGGAAAAAAUCUGCGCGGUACGAUUUAGUGAAUUUUCCACAAGAGGGGUGUGUACUUAUCUCCAUGGAGGUGGGACCGCCUCCGAAACGGAUGGACCAAUCGCGUGAUGUAAACCCAACCCCCGUUCCAGCGGGUAACACGGGGCUUGAUCGAGGGUGAACUCUCGAAAGGAGACUUCAGUUUCCUCGGCAUCGUCUAUCGAGAACGAUAAAAGCGACUCUCUCGCAGUGAGGAUACUGGGGAAAAAAGAAGGAAACUUUUUUGGUAAAAACAACCGAUUUGGUUCUUGAGCAUCCGAAGAGAUGGCAGGGCCGUAUCUUUCACCUUUGGGGCCUCAAGCUGAUUUGCUCACCGAAUAUAUGUUCGGAAGACGUCGUCAGGUCAGUAGACGCAAUCGAACAACUUUUACGCCGCAACAACUUCAGGAAUUGGAGUCUCUCUUCCAGAAGACGCAUUACCCGGACGUUUUUCUAAGGGAAGAAGUCGCUCUCAGAAUUUCCCUCUCAGAAGCCCGUGUUCAGGUUUGGUUUCAAAAUCGCCGAGCAAAGUGGCGAAAGCAAGCACGACUGCAACUGCUCCAGGACGCAUGGAGAAUGCGGUGUUUAGGUCUGGGAAGCGCAGGACCCCUAAUUUUGAGACCGCCACCGACGGCAUCCUUGGAACGUCACGAUGCAGGAACACCGCCGCCGCAACCACCACCGCCGUCAUCAACUGCCGCCACUAGCAACGGAUCACCAAUGGCGACGGUUAACACUGACAAAAUACUUGGCUCACCGUCUGUGUCCGUUUGCAGAGACUACAGGAUUCUUCCACCUCCCCAUGGAUUUUCAGUGUCCUGCGAAAAGUCUCCGGAGAGAAUGAAAUGUGGCUGCGGUUCCCCACCAAGGAUAUGUGGUAGUCCGAUAGAAAGAGACACAAGCCUAACCGUCAGAGACAGACCUCAAGAAGCUGAAAUGGAUCUCACUGUGAAGGGUCCGCCUCGACACAAACCCAUCUCAACUUUGUUUCAUCACUUGCCUCAACAGGAACUUAGUCCUUCGAAAGCUGGCGACGAACCCUUAGACGUGACACUCAAUACCAACAAAAACAAUUAAACGUUGCUCUUAUCGGUUUCGUUUUUUUUAUCAUUUUUCAUUUACUGUUACUAAACUCGUUUAUCGUUCGUUUAAUUUUUCAUUCAAAAAAAAAAAAAAAAAAAAAAAAAAAAAAUAAUAAUAAUAAUGAACUGUAAAGAAUUAAAUUAUACAGAAUCACAUAUAGAGAAGACUUUGUUCAAAAAGGACAUCACUAACGAUUCAAAUAAAACUUUUAUUUAUAAUUGUCCACUGCAGCCAGUUAGUGCGAAACUUAUGUUAUUUAAUUAACAAGUUUCAUUCGAUGUUCAUAACGUAAAGAUUUUAUUUAUUCGGAAUUUCAGUAUAAUAAUAUUUUAUUUACUGUACAUUUAUAUUAAUACAACUAUCUCUGUUAUCUGUUUUUCUAAAUUAUUUUUUAUAUUAAAGAUUAUUCAUUGCAUAUUACUUGAUUGUUAAGUUUUCAAAUAGUAAUAGUGGCGACAUAUUUCUUUCUAUUCUCAUGUAAUCUCAUUGUUAGACUAAUAUGUACAUUAACUUUUAUGUUAGCCAAAGUAACGGUUUUGUACAAUUUUACUUUUGAUUUUGUGAAUAUUAAUUAACUGUUACGAGAGUGACCACUAAGUACGUAAGACAUCUUACUUUAGUAAUCUGAAAUAUUUCUUCUAUGAUUAGAAUGACAAAAGUAACGACUUUCUUUUUUCGUAUGUGUUGCGUACGGUUUUGCACGUGCAUAGUAUAGUAAAUUAUGAAAAUACUUUAAUGUAGCGAUGGUAAUAGAAUUAAGCAAAUAUUAAAAACCACUCUACAUUUUAGUACGAUUAUGUCACAUGCUUAACAAAAAUUUUGAAAUUUACUUUAUCGACUUUACAAUGUUACGUAUUAUUUAAACGCAGAGAUAACAUUGUUAUUCGCUUAAUAGUUUCGUCCGAAAUAUUAAUUUUUGUUCAUUGUGUCCCUCUGAGAAUGGAGGAAAUAUUUCACGUACCUAAUAGAUUUUGGCAAAGUAACGUUUAUAUGAUUGAAAAUACGGUAGAAUUCCGAUAAUUCGAUGUGCUCGGGACUUCUACGGUGUCGUAUUGUCAAAUAUGCCGAAUUAUUGGACUAUAUUUAUAAUGCGGUCGAAACGAAGAUGGCAAUAUAAAAAAAAAAAACUAUCACGGUUAAUAUAGUUAUUCAGUUUAUUAACUAAAAUAAGAUGCAUAAAUAAAUAAAAUAGAGAACUUGCAAAUAA